AUGACACCGGAUGGUGCCCUUGAUGAUCCAGAGAUCAAAGGCCGCCUGAUUUCACUCAUCAAAAAGGCCCUGACUCUCAUGCGUUUGAAGAUCAAAGACAAGCUUCUGCUAUCUGUUGUGGAAAAGAUGCCAAUUUCCGAGCUAUAUACACUCAUAGCUCCGAGGGGUUUUGACAUUAGUUUAGACCAUUGGAAAUGUGCUUGUUUCCUGCGUAAAACAUUGCUGGAUUUUAGGGCCUUACUCCAAAGCAAUGGCCUCCCAGAUGGACCGCCCUCUAGCUCUGGCAUUACCGAGGUAGGACCUUCUGCUGGUGUUGGUGAGCUGCAGGAAGAUGCUGUGGGUGAGGGCACAGCGUCAGAAGGACAUACUGCUUCUGACCAGUUUUCCAAUUCCGGUUUGACCGCCGCCAUCGCUGCAGUAGCCAUUCCCGCCAUUCCCGAACACGGUUGGUCAUACAAUGUGUUCUGGCAUUACAUUGACGUUCAUUUGGAGAGGGCGAGGACUGUGUGUCGAGUUCAAGCUGGACCUUCGGCAGCUGCACAGGCUAUGUGGUGGAUGACCCUAAGCAGCAAUGUGUAUGCCGAAGAUUUGAUGACCUUCCCGGACAACUCUGGUACUUCAGUUACUACAGUCGCACACAGCUGGCAGCUCACAAUCGAGCAAAAGUUAACACCAUAA
Serpula lacrymans var. lacrymans S7.9 is the source of this 678-nucleotide messenger RNA. RefSeq lists its product as uncharacterized. The record is from RefSeq and is a predicted model, not a curated record. Lineage: Eukaryota; Fungi; Basidiomycota; Agaricomycetes; Boletales; Serpulaceae. The transcript has 4 exons. The coding region runs from base 1 to 678 and encodes 225 amino acids.